UUUCCAAAGCAACUACUUGCCACGCCGCAAGCUGCAGGGCCAUCUCUGGAGCUCUCGGCUUAACCUCCAACUACAUUGGUUUGGGUAAUGUGGCUAAAUUGUUGUCUGUUUUACAACCUCUCUGAUCAGUUAUUUUGGUGAGCGCACCAAAACCAUUAAAAUGGUCACCAAAGUUAUGCAAGUCAGAUUCAGGUUGUGAUAAAGAAGAAUUAUCCUUAUAGUCUGACAGGAGGGCAAGUCAAAGUCUCAAGUGUGCAACUCUGAGGAAUGGCAUGCCGAGGGAUCUCCUUAAGCAAUGAAUUCAGCUACAUUGAUACGUUGAGAUGACACCGUGUAUAUAUACUGUUGAAAAGCAGUGAGCGUGACUUAUUGUAAGGCUUGAGACAGGUACUUUUAGUGUUUGCAGAUGUCAAGCAGGAGUAAUGAUUGCAGUAAUAUCAGUGGACACCAUCAGGAAUGUUUUCUCAAACGAGCCAAACAUCGACAAUCUCUGCGGAGCAAUUCGCGUGGGUUUUAUAACUGUUGGAGGCAAAUCCUACGUGCUGGAACCCUCUGCUGAUCACUCCGAUGGGACUCACUGGAUCUACACUGCAGAACACCUCAAUUUUGCCUCUGGCACCUGUGGCCAUGAUCUCAACAUUUCCUACCCCAUUGAACAUGCCGACAGCAGUCCGUUUAGGGCUUUCGGCACACGGCAUAAACGCCACGUCCAGACUACGACGAAGUAUGUGGAGCUGAUCAUCGUGGCCGACAACCGAGAGUUUCAGAAGCAAGGCAAGGACAUGGAGAAGGUCAAGCAGCGACUGGCAGAGAUCGCCAAUUACGUGGACAAGUUCUACCGGGCUCUGAAUAUCCGUGUUGCCCUGGUGGGCCUGGAGGUAUGGAGUGAUAUGGACAAGUGCCCCAUCACCCAGGACCCCUUCACCACCUUGCAUGAGUUCCUCGACUGGAGGAAGGUCAAGCUGCUGCCCCAGAAGCCCCAUGACAACGCCCAGCUCAUCAGUGGAGUCUACUUCCAGGGCACCACCAUUGGUAUGGCACCCAUCAUGAGCAUGUGCACAGCAGAGCAGUCGGGAGGAAUCGUCAUGGACCAUUCGGACAACCCCCUCGGCGCUGCAGUCACUCUUGCCCACGAGCUCGGACACAACUUUGGAAUGAACCAUGACACCCCAGAGAGGGGGUGUGGCUGCAGGGUGACCGUGGAUCGCGGAGGCUGCAUCAUGACUCCCUCCACGGGGUAUCCGUUCCCCACAGUGUUCAGCAGCUGCAGCAAGAAGGACCUCACGGCCAGUUUUGAAAAAGGCGUUGGGAUGUGUCUGUUCAACAUGCCUGAGGUGAAGGUGCUCUACGGAGGGCAAAAAUGUGGCAACGACUAUGUGGAGGAGGGAGAGGAGUGUGACUGUGGCGAGCUUGAGGAAUGUAUGAAUCCCUGCUGCAAUGCUUCUACCUGCACUCUGAAGGUGGAUGCUGUAUGUGCACACGGGCAGUGCUGCCACGACUGUCAGCUGAAGCCAGCAGGCACUUCAUGCCGUGAAUCCAUUCACUCUUGUGAUCUGCCUGAGUUCUGCACCGGCACCAGCGCUCACUGCCCCUCCAACGUCUACCUGCACGACGGCCACACCUGCCACCACGUGGACGGCUACUGUUAUAACGGCAUCUGCCAGACUCACGAGCAGCAAUGCAUCACACUGUGGGGACCAGGAGCAAAGCCAGCCCCGGGCAUCUGCUUUCAAAGAGUCAACUCAGCAGGAGACCCUUACGGCAACUGCGGCAAGGACUCCAAAGGCUCCUUUGCCAAAUGUGAAGCACGAGAUGCUAAAUGUGGCAAAAUCCAGUGUCAAGGAGGAGCUAACCGCCCAGUGAUUGGGACCAACGCUGUUUCCAUAGAGACCAACAUCCCCAUGCAGGAAGGGGGAAAGAUACUGUGCCGAGGCACACAUGUGUACCUGGGCGAUGACAUGCCCGACCCCGGCCUCGUCCUGACGGGGACUAAGUGUGGAGAUGGACUGAUGUGCCUGAAUCGUCAGUGCCAGAACGUCAGUGUCUUCGGUGUGCAUGCGUGCUCAGCCAAGUGCAGCAGUCGAGGGGUGUGCAACAACAACAAGAACUGUCACUGCGAGGCUCACUGGGCACCUCCCUUCUGUGACGCGGCGGGUUUCGGAGGGAGCGUGGACAGCGGCUCCAUCAGAUUAGCAAGCGGGGUCAACCUGACGGUGGGCGUACUGGUGGCUCUCCUCACCGUGCUGGGAGCGCUGCUGAUCGUCUGCAUCAAGAGGAAAGCUCUACUGGGCCGGCUCGUCACCAGUAAAAAGAACCCAAUGGAGAAGCUCAGAUCGGUAAGCGAUGCAAUCAGCGGACCGUCGGCUUUGAACCCGCCCCCGCCUUUCAGCACCAUGUCUCCAUCCCGCCCGGCCCCGCCUCUGCCUCACAGCGCCGCCAUCUUCAAGUCUCAUCACCGUGGGCCAGAGCCGGCGCCCCCACCGGCCCCCUACCCCUCCCGCAGCAUGCGGAGACUUCCCCAGUGUCCGCCGGUCCACCUCAGCCACCCUGUCCCCCUGUCCCUCACCCUGUCCCCCGGGCUGGCCAGACCCCCGCUGCCUCCGCCUCACAUCCACGUCCCACCGAGGGGGGCGUCCUUUCGAAGCGAGUCUCGCCAUAUCUCCUGCAGGAUGGUCAUGGAGUCGGAGAAGCCCAGUCCUCCUCAGAAACCCCUCCCGGCCGAUCCCAGGAGCUCUCGUCUGGGUCGAAGUUCCUCUGUGAUCCAAGGGCCCGCUGUUGUUUGCGGCCCUGUCCCAACACCUGGGGUGCCCAGACCUUUGCGCCCUGUCCCACACCCCAACAGACCCGGUCCCAAGCAACCACCAACACUACCAAAGCCUUGCAUAAUUGCCAACAUCAAAUACAGCAGCUGAGACGUUGGCCCAAUUCACGACAAGAAGACACUACAAGAAUUUGCACUAUGAAAACUUUGAAACCCUUAAAAAAGAUGGCGCCUUCUCCGAGUUUUUAAAUCGGGAGCUCUGCCGUGUCCCUUUGGUGCUCCGUCCCUGACUGGUGCUACGAGUCUGUGCUCAGGAACAUGUAAAGUAUUUAUAUUCUGUAUUUAUUGCCACCAGGUGCACUGUGCCAGACACUUUUACUACCCGGUAGCAACUUCAAAUGUUGUAUUUGUUGCUUGCGUCGGUUACACAAUUGUUUUUUUUCUUCUCUUCAUCAACUGGUCUACAUCAAAGACAGUGUCGGGAGAUUAAAACCUUUUUCUUUUCUUUUUUUAGAGCCAAUUUGUGAAAUUCUGUUGGCAGAACAUAUGAAAUAUGUUUUAAUGAAGGGAAUGCUUUGCAUGAUGGUGUUGUGCUGUAUACUACAGGAAGGGGUGAAGAGUGGCGUGCUAUGACAGAGGAGAACAGACAACACUUGUUGUUGUUUUUAAGGGUAAUGCUCUCAAUCUGAUGAGGCGUGAAACAACUCCAGAAAAAAUGAAAAAGUUGUGUUGUGCAAUCGGGGAAGAGGGACUGGUUGUUUGCACAGACAGCGGAAAUCCAUGUCUCUUUCCUCUGCAUUUACAUUUCGGAAAGGUGACAAGUCGAUUUGGGAAAUGUCACUUCCAUUUCCUUAACAAGACCCAGGAGGCUCAGUUGAGGGAUCUGGCCUCAGUUAUGAACCGAACAUAGAUCUAAAAUGAGGCGAGAUCAAGGAAGCAUCCGUUCCCCAGAGAGACCGAACGUCUCUGAAAUAUUGCUCUGCUAAAAAGGUCAUGUGUCUGUUUUUGAGCACUUCCUUGUGUGCCUGUGUCCACCGAGGACUCCGUGCGAAGCUGUGUGAAUAAAUCACAGCAUCACUGAGGACUUUCUUAAAGCUGUGGUCACGCAGGCGUCACGGAGGCCGUGUGAACCGCCCGUGUGCGGUGUUCACGUGUGGAUUUCUUGCCAUGUUUCUCUGUGACGGGAAAAGGACCGAUUCUCUCGACAAGGACACAUUUCUGGGUCUCUUUCUGCCACUUGAGUCAAGCGUCAUCUAAAAACUGCGUGGCAGUUAUUCGUUUUCUAUUUUUUUAACCUUUUUUUUAUUUGGCUUUUGGGAUGAGGGUUUUUUUAGAGCCAAUAUACACAAUCCUACAUACAUUGUAUUUGUGGUAAUUGAACAUGUUUGCCUAUACAUUCACACUGAGCAACUUUUCCUUUAAGCACAGCUCUCAUUCACUAAUAUGUAGGCUGAAAAGUGACUGAACUUUUGUUACUUUUGAUAUGGUUAUCUUUUUAAUAAUGCACUAGUUUUACAUUCAGUGCUUUGUUUACUUUGCUUUUCAAUGCGAUGUGUCCAUGUACUAGUAGACAGCAUUUGAGUCGUAUGGUAUGUCCAUAUGUUGCUUUGAUGUUGUGUUACAGGUGAACACAUUUUCAUGGAGAAUGCUUUUUUUAUACAAUGAUUGUUUGAUACAUCAUAUGUAAAGAAACCACUUAAAGUGUC
Pseudoliparis swirei is the source of this 4467-nucleotide messenger RNA. RefSeq names its product disintegrin and metalloproteinase domain-containing protein 12-like. The transcript has 19 exons. The coding region runs from base 423 to 2912 and encodes 829 amino acids. Lineage: Eukaryota; Metazoa; Chordata; Actinopteri; Perciformes; Liparidae. The record is from RefSeq and is a predicted model, not a curated record. Gene Ontology annotation, biological process: proteolysis. Gene Ontology annotation, molecular function: metalloendopeptidase activity.